This is a messenger RNA of Moesziomyces antarcticus, 1614 nucleotides long. RefSeq names its product methyltransferase domain-containing protein. Gene Ontology annotation, molecular function: S-adenosylmethionine-dependent methyltransferase activity. The transcript has a single exon. The record is from RefSeq and is a predicted model, not a curated record. Bases 1 to 1614 code for a protein of 537 amino acids. NCBI's taxonomy places the organism in Eukaryota, Fungi, Basidiomycota, Ustilaginomycetes, Ustilaginales, Ustilaginaceae.
AUGCAACGCACUGCGCAGCUCCUAGCUCAAGCUGUGCCGCAUGCGCUCAAAACAUCUUCAGAGCCACCCACUUCACCAGCCUUAGACCACCAAACACACAUAGAUCCGCCGGCCCCCGACCAAUCCGUUCGUCAAAGUCGCUCGCUCCCCCAUGGCCUCCGGCGCUUCUUCUACCACCUCAGGCCCACUAAGAACAAGACCAAUCAAGAGCGCCCGGAUCCAAGCUUCGGAUCCUUCUGCAAUAUCCUCAAGGUCGAUCGCAUCGGGAAUCCUAGCCUCUUCGCUUCCUUGACACCGUCUAGAAGCUUGCGCACUCCUCCCUUUUCACGCUCGGUUGCCUCUCUCUCCUCUGCGUCCUCGUUGUCGUCGCCUUCGAGUCCCACCUGGUCGUCCUCGGCGUGCAGCUCAUAUAUCAUCUUUCCGCUCGAUCCGGACUUUGAGGCCGAGCUAGAGAUCGCCCUCGAAAUGGCGCCGCACAGCCUCGGCUCCGCGUGGAGCCAUGACUCGUACAAUGCCAUGCAGUAUCUGCGUGCUCGUACACCCUAUCCACCCACCAUGACCCAGACCGCCUUUGACUAUCACGGGCAAGGCGACCGACAAGGCUCAGGCAACCGCUGGCAGACGGCGCUCGAGAUCGGUUGCGGACCGGGUCAAAUGUCGAUCCACCUCGCCACGCGCUUCGCCAAAGUAUACGGCCAAGAUCCCUCGCCUAACAUGCUCAAGCUGGCCAACACGGUCAAGCAAAUGUCGGCCGAAGAGCUCGCCGAGGUGAAUCUGCCGCCUGUCAAGGACGCCGCACGCAUCGAGUAUAGUCAGGCUCGCGGUGAAGAUCCCAUCCUGCCGCCGGGCGAGAAGGUCGAUCUGAUCAUGAUGGCGGCGUGCAUCCACUGGAUGGACUGGGAAACGCCCGAGUCGGGCCGCUCCAAUUGGCAGAAGUGGUCCUCGUUGCUAAAGCCCGGCGGCACGCUCGUCGUAACGGGCGGCCGACCCGUCAUCGGACCCUACACUGGAGAGAUGGGCGAGCGAAUUCGGCCGCUUCGCGAUUGGCUCCUCGACUUUCCUUUUGACUAUCCCGAGGUGCAACGCUACUACGACACGGGCAACAUGGCGAUCGAAGAAUUACGCAAGGCGGGCUUGUAUCGCAAGCUGCCCAUGCCGUGGGAACACAGCCCCGAUCUGGAGCAGCUGUGGGACCGCAGCUCGUACUGCUGGAUUCCCGUCGAUGACCCCACGGUGCUUGGUGAGAAAGCCACCUCGGCACGCCUCGCCCAGGUGGACGAUCCAGAGCAGCUCGCUGCCACCAUGGACAAUCUGCCCGAGUGGAUCCGUCCGGGCGUGCGUCGGGCGGCCUGGUGCGACAACUCGGCGGGCGAUCUGGUCAUCACCACGACAACGCCAAGAAAGAUGGCGGAUUGGACCAGAUCGACCUCAGCAUAUCUCAAAUUCCUACAAGAAAAUCCGGAACAACGCCAGCUCAGCUUGCAAGACGAGGAUCUGGCCGCCGUCGAGCUCGAGAAGCUUUGCCAACAGAUCGGCAUCGACUUUGACGCCGAGAUCGAGUGCCACCACUCGGGCGCUGUCCUGUGCAUCCGUCGCUCCCUCGUGGAAUGCUGA